AUGUAUGGUUUUAGCCACCAAAGCAGGCAGCAUUGUCUGCCUGAGCCAGCAGAACUGGCCGCAGGUUCCGCGCCAGUUGCGGUCGUGAUCUAUGAGGUUCUGAUGGGAAGUGUGGCGAAGGACUUUUGGUAG
Aspergillus niger is the source of this 132-nucleotide messenger RNA. RefSeq lists its product as uncharacterized. The record is from RefSeq and is a predicted model, not a curated record. The coding region runs from base 1 to 132 and encodes 43 amino acids. The transcript has 2 exons. Lineage: Eukaryota; Fungi; Ascomycota; Eurotiomycetes; Eurotiales; Aspergillaceae.